UGACCGAUUUCACUUUCGAUAAGUUUCAGUUUAUUGCAGAGAGCGCCGAAGUUUGUUGAUGUUUGUUUUAAAAUAAUAUGCUUUUAAAGAGUUGAAUUUUAAUGCGCCUGCUACGUUGGUACGCUACCAAAGCUGGGCGUGAGCAUUACGCCAGCAGCAGCAUAAAGGUUUAUCGGAAACUUCCAAGUAAAACAAAAGUUAGAACAGAACACGUGCCGUCUGCCCAGACCAAGGCAGCGCAGAAUGUGGAAUAUGCUGAAAAUUUGGUAAAAGUGCAGAUGAUCUCACAGAAUUUGCAUGCCCAGCUCUUUCCACAGUCCAAACGAGAGUACUCUGAAGCAGAACACCUUGCAGCUAAGGCAUACAAUGCCGAAUUGCUGCGUCAUGGCAUCGAUGUAACCAGCACAUCGCCCAUACCAGAUGUGGAGCUAAAGCUGCCUCCAUUGCGUGGCCGAAAUAUUGAGGAGCACUUCCACUCUAUAGCCGAGGAACAGGUGGCUCCGUAUAAAACACUACUUCAAGCACUGAUCGCUUGCAAGGAGCUGCCUGCAAAACCCAAACGAUGGGCUUUCCAUGCCGGUUGGACAGCCUAUGAUCCAGUGAGUGGCACUGCCACGCCCGUAGCACAGCCACUCGAAACAGGCAUAAUUUUCGAUGUGGAGGUGUGCGUUCGUGCGGGCAACGACCCGGUAAUGGCAACAGCGGUGAGCACCAAGCGCUGGUACUGUUGGGUAAGUCCAAAGCUCACGAAACAUCGCUUAACUGUGCCGCACGUUGAGCCGAUCGAUGUGGAUAGCAAUGAACGUCCACACUACACGCUCGACGAGCUCAUACCUCUAGGCCACAAGGAACCCUCCUUAGUAGUGGGGCACAAUGUCUCCUACGACAGAGCGCGAAUUCGCGAGCAGUAUUUGAUAGAGGAUACGAAAACCCGCUUUGUGGAUACCAUGUCGUUGCACAUCUGUGUCAGUGGAGUCACUAGCUAUCAACGUGCUAUGCUCAAAUCAAAGAAGGACCCCGCUGUUGAGGAUUUGGACUGGCUGGCGCAGAGCUCUCUUAACAACUUAGUGGAUGUGCAUCGUCUGUAUUGUGGUGGUGAGCCCUUGUCCAAGGAGCCACGCAAUAUUUUUGUGGAAGGCACACUGGAGCAAGUGCGACAGCAGUUCCAGUCGUUAGUGAACUAUUGUGCCGGAGAUGUAGAGGCGACACAUCGCAUUCUAGGCAAGCUGUAUCCUUUGUAUGCAGAGCGUUUUCCACAUCCCGUAACGCUGGCGGGUAUGCUGGAAAUGGGCACUGCGUAUUUGCCAGUGAACUCCAACUGGGAGCGUUAUAUUCGCGAUGCACAACUGGCCUACGAGGAUCUUAGCAUUGAGGCUAAAUACCAUUUGGGCCGGCGAGCGGAAGAAGCUUGUGCGUUGCUUCACGAUGAAAAGUAUCGGAAGAAUUUGUGGCUUUGGGAUGAGGAUUGGAGCGUCCAAGCGUUGAAGCUAAAGCAGAUGCCCAAGCGCAAGCAACUAUCCACUGUGCAACUGCCAGAACAGGGACUCGACGUUGAGCAGCUGCGAUUGCAGCGCAAGUUCCAGUAUCUUUAUAAUCAGCGUGCCUUGCUGCCUUCGCGACGGCCCCUACUGCCUGGCUAUCCGCAAUGGUAUCGCAAGCUGUGCCGCAAGCCACCCCCUGACUACACUGAAGAUGUGAAUGAGGAGCCCUGGACACCUGGUGCGUGUGACAUUAGCACGGGUAUGCAAUUAGCUGCCAAGCUGUUAUCCCUCUGCUGGGAGAGCUAUCCCCUUCACUAUCUUCGCGAACAUGGCUGGGGUUUUCUGGUGCCUUUUCGUAGCUCCCAGAGUAACCGCAGUACCAACAUACCAAUUGAGCAACUGCUCGGUCGCUGUGCCAUUCCCGAGUUUGCGCGUCAGUUUGCCGUUGGAGAGGCAGUAGAUCUAGCUAUGGACCAAUUGCCCAAACAAGUGGAUGAACAUCUAAGCAAGCGACAUUUUUAUAAAAAAAUCUCGCAGCGACAACUGAACCUCGAGAAGCAAUACAAAGGCUCUGGGGUCUGGUGCAACCAUGUGAUAGAUGAUUGUUGCUUCUUUUUGAAGCUGCCUCACAAAAACGGGCCCUCGUUCCGCGUGGGAAAUCCUCUGUCUAAGGAUUUUCUAAAUAAGUUCUCUGAACAUGCACUAAGUAGUGGAGACCCUUCGUGCCAGGCUGCGGCGCGUGUCAUUGAAAUAGCUCGCAUGAUGUCCUAUUGGAGGAACAAUCGAGACCGCAUUUUAGGGCAAAUGGUGGUCUGGCUACAUUCGGAGCAUCUGCCUGGUGACCUCCAAGCACAUGCACAGCGCACUUCUUAUGGAGCUAUUUUGCCCCAAGUCGUGGUCGCUGGCACUUUGACAAGGCGAGCCAUGGAAUCCACAUGGAUGACUGCCUCCAAUUCACGUGCCAAUCGCAUUGGCUCCGAGUUACGUUCGAUGGUACAAGCGCCACCAGGCUACAAGUUGGUUGGUGCCGAUGUGGACUCACAAGAGUUGUGGAUUGCAUCCGUGCUAGGCGAUGCCUAUGCACAUGGCGAGCACGGAGCCACGCCCUUGGGCUGGAUGACACUCAGUGGUAGCAAAUCGAAUGGCAGUGACAUGCAUUCCAUUACAGCAAAGGUGGUCGGCAUCUCAAGAGAUCAUGCGAAGGUUCUUAACUAUGCGCGGAUCUACGGAGCAGGUCAGCAGUUUGCAGAAACGCUUCUGCAGCAAUUCAACCCAACGUUAAGCGCCACCGAGGCCAAAGCGAAAGCCAUGAAAAUGUUUGCUGCAACGAAAGGCAAGCGGGUGUAUCGGUUGCGUGAAGAGUUCCAUGAUGAGCAGGAGGAUAAAGCUUACAGCAGUUAUGAAGCCAGGCGCUUUGCUCUGCAGCGCAAUCGUUCAGUCAGUGAAAUUUUCCACCGUCCCAGCUGGCAGGGUGGCACGGAGAGCGCCAUGUUCAAUCGGCUGGAGGAGAUUGCCACACGCGAGCAGCCCGAAACGCCAUUUCUUAAUUGUCGCCUGAGUCGUGCAUUGGACUCGAAUGGAGAAGCGGACUUGGAGCAACGGUUCUUGCCCACUCGCAUCAAUUGGGUGGUGCAGAGCGGAGCAGUGGACUUUCUACACUUAAUGCUUGUUAGCAUGCGUUGGCUCCUGGGUCCGCAUGCUCGAUUCUGUUUGAGUUUCCACGACGAGCUACGUUAUUUGGUCAAAGAUGAGAUGGCGCCAAAGGCAGCGCUGGCCAUGCAUGUUACUAAUUUGCUCACUCGCUCAUUUUGUGCUUCUCGCAUCGGCUUGAAAGACCUGCCCAUGUCGGUGGCUUUCUUUUCUUCAGUUGAGGUGGACACGGUGCUGCGCAAAGAGUGUACCAUGGACUGUCAGACGCCCUCCAAUCCGCACGGCCUGCAAAUUGGAUAUGGCAUUCCGCCUGGACAGAGCUUAGGUAUCCAAGAAGCUAUUGUCAAGGCGGGCGGAGGUGAUCUCACUAAAUGGCCUUGGCUUAAGCCAUCCCAAAACUAAUAACUAAAACUUGUUCACAUAUCUGAUUUCAAUCCAUAGAGGAUAUCGAGAUGACUGCCAAGCAAAUAAAUUUAUACAUAAGCAAUUCA
Drosophila mojavensis is the source of this 3622-nucleotide messenger RNA. RefSeq names its product DNA polymerase subunit gamma-1, mitochondrial (gene tam). Gene Ontology annotation, biological process: mitochondrial DNA replication. NCBI's taxonomy places the organism in Eukaryota, Metazoa, Arthropoda, Insecta, Diptera, Drosophilidae. Gene Ontology annotation, cellular component: mitochondrion; gamma DNA polymerase complex. Gene Ontology annotation, molecular function: DNA-directed DNA polymerase activity; DNA binding; 3'-5' exonuclease activity. The transcript is spliced from 3 exons. Bases 102 to 3533 code for a protein of 1143 amino acids. The record is from RefSeq and is a predicted model, not a curated record.